Molecule: messenger RNA, 2682 nt
Organism: Panthera uncia (snow leopard)
Lineage: Eukaryota; Metazoa; Chordata; Mammalia; Carnivora; Felidae
Gene: KCND3
Product: potassium voltage-gated channel subfamily D member 3
Exons: 1
Coding region: 435-1544 (369 amino acids)
Biological process (GO): protein homooligomerization; potassium ion export across plasma membrane
Cellular component (GO): membrane; neuronal cell body; voltage-gated potassium channel complex
Molecular function (GO): protein binding; A-type (transient outward) potassium channel activity
Source: RefSeq, a predicted model, not a curated record
UCGUAAUAACGCCAUAACCUUUCAGAGCUGAUUAUUACCUGCGUCUUCCCAGAUCUUCCUAGUAAAGAGGCUUUCCCUCCAAAUGCUCCUGAGCCUUCUUGGAACUCGACAAUUUGUCGGGCAGUCAACAACAUCUGGUGAUCCCACACUGCGGCACUGCCCUGUGCUAGGUGCUCUCCCUAGGAGGGGAGGGAAAGGAAUCCAGUCUCCUCUCUUCGGUGGCGGCUUCGGUUUCGUUAAUUUGCCUUCAAGACUUUUGCUCGCUGUUCCACUCAGCACGGACCCUUCCCUGUGUCCCAUUUCCUACCUGGGAGGCAAUCACGGACUCACCCGCUUCUCUGCUCUCUCCUCCCAUCUCCCAGGGGUCCCGGAACUAACUCCAAGCUGGUGUGCAAAGCCUCUGAGCAGUGGCCGGCCCAAGAGCUGGAGUCACCAUGGCGGCAGGAGUGGCAGCCUGGCUGCCUUUUGCGCGGGCGGCGGCCAUCGGGUGGAUGCCAGUGGCCAACUGCCCCAUGCCCCUCGCCCCUGCCGACAAGAACAAGCGGCAGGAUGAACUGAUCGUCCUCAACGUGAGCGGCCGGAGGUUCCAGACCUGGCGGACCACGCUGGAGCGCUACCCGGACACGCUGCUGGGCAGCACGGAGAAGGAGUUCUUCUUCAAUGAGGACACCAAGGAGUACUUCUUUGACCGGGACCCAGAGGUGUUCCGGUGCGUCCUCAACUUCUACCGCACGGGGAAGCUGCACUACCCGCGCUACGAGUGCAUCUCGGCCUACGACGAUGAGCUGGCUUUCUAUGGCAUCCUCCCGGAGAUCAUCGGAGACUGCUGUUACGAGGAGUACAAGGACCGCAAGAGGGAGAACGCCGAGCGGCUCAUGGACGACAACGACUCGGAGAACAACCAGGAGUCCAUGCCUUCGCUCAGCUUCCGCCAGACCAUGUGGCGGGCCUUCGAGAACCCGCACACCAGCACACUGGCCUUGGUCUUCUACUACGUGACUGGCUUCUUCAUUGCCGUGUCGGUCAUCACCAACGUGGUGGAGACGGUGCCGUGCGGCACGGUGCCCGGGAGCAAGGAGCUGCCCUGUGGAGAGCGCUACUCGGUGGCCUUCUUCUGCCUGGACACUGCCUGCGUCAUGAUCUUCACCGUGGAGUACCUCCUCCGGCUCUUCGCGGCGCCCAGCCGCUACCGCUUCAUCCGCAGCGUCAUGAGCAUCAUCGACGUGGUGGCCAUCAUGCCGUACUACAUCGGCCUGGUCAUGACCAACAAUGAGGACGUGUCCGGUGCCUUUGUCACGCUCCGGGUCUUCCGCGUCUUCAGGAUCUUCAAGUUCUCGCGCCACUCCCAGGGCUUGCGGAUCCUGGGCUACACGCUCAAGAGCUGUGCCUCCGAACUCGGCUUUCUCCUCUUCUCCCUCACCAUGGCCAUCAUCAUCUUUGCCACUGUGAUGUUUUACGCGGAGAAGGGCUCCUCUGCCAGCAAGUUCACGAGCAUUCCUGCCUCUUUUUGGUACACCAUUGUCACCAUGACCACACUGGGGUAAGUCUGUGCCGGUAGACUGGAAGAGGGUGGAGGUUGGAUGGGUGGGAAACCGUGGAUGGCAUCAGGACUGGGCAGAGGAGUGGGGAGUCGCUUGGCCAAGUUGUAGGAGCAAGGGGAGUUGCCUCAUCAGAAGAGGAAGGCACACAAGUGAUUUGUUUGGGGGUGGUAGCUUGCUCUGAAUUGAGUUUUCUUUUGGGGGGAGGCAUGCAUUUUAUACAACAUGGAAAAUCAAGCCGUCAUUUGUCUUCUCAGCCAUGUGUGCAGUGUGUUGUGGGGGGUGGGGUGAGUGGCUGUAUUCUUACAAGCUUCCGUGCUUGUAAGGGCUGUCACUGAGAGAGAAACGGGGCAGCAGGUAGGAAGGAAGAAGGCCCUGAGGAGUUCUGUGAGUGUCGUAAGGAGGGUACACAUUUCCAUUAAUCAGAAGACACCGAGAGCACUUCUGGAUCCUUCUUGCAUUUCUUUCUGUAAUAUAUCUGCAGGCUAUUUCUCUGUUGCCUUCUCUUCUCUGCUGCCACAGAUGCUCAAGGGUUCAGUGGAUCUGAGCAGACUUUCUCUAAGUGACUCUGAACUUGGGUUUUCUGCAAAGCGGGGCAUCCGAUUUGUUUUCUUCUCAUGGAAGGAGUUGCAGUCUUGCUUCCUCAGCCCGACUCUGUGAUUGAAUGCCCCGGCCUACCUGGGCGACUCUGAGGUGGUCUGCACGGAUCACGUGGUCAGACACAGAAGCAGCAAUAUCAUCAGAGGGAGGGAGAGGCACUCAGCAAGGCUACGGGUGACUCUGUCUCUUCCAUCUCCCCGAGGUCCCUUCUCCAGCUGAGGUCACAGAAAUGUAUUUAUGGUGCUGGCAUGCGAGCUUUCCAUCAGAGGAAGGGGCUCAGGAAGGAGAUUGCAAUCUUCACCCUAACAGGAUUAGAGCCAACGAAGGCAGCUUUAUGGAGACAUGUAUUUCUUAGAUUUCUUAGGGGUUUCUGCUUUGGGCGUUGCGAGUCACUGAGGCUAAUGCAAAAAUCCCUUUACAAUUCAUGUGCUGGGUCUGUAUUUGCUUAGGCCAGGAAGCGUUAUAUUGCUGAUGGAGAAUUCAUGAAGCUUUUUAUUUGGUCUUUGACAAUUCGGUUGGUGGCGUCCUGGUGAUUCGAUUUUUU